CUAAAAUGUUCGACUCUAUCUUUCGUUGCUGCUCAUCAAGGCAAGAGAUCAAGGGUUCAGGAUUAGAUGAAAGCCGCAUUAUAACUCUGCCUGAGAAAAAUAACUUUACCAAGGAAUUUCAAGAGACUGAAAAAUUGAUAAGGUUUAAAGAUGCUAAUAACAAGCCUAUCAAACUCUUCAGGCUAAUCGAAAGGAUUGAGAAUGUUUCACAUCAAGAAAGAAUCAGCGAAAUACGUCUAAAGGAGAUCCUGCAGGAUCUUUCAAAGACAAGGACAGAUUCAGGAGAGGUUAUCCCCACAUCUACCUCCAAUCUCUUGCGGUUCCUUAAGGAGAAAUAUUUUCUAAAGAAGAAAGAAACACAUAAAUAAGGGAAACAUACUAAAUUCUCAAAAGGUUAUCUUAUUCUUCAUUUUAAUAUCAAGAGAUACCGAUAUCAAAAAAAUUAAGACUCUUAUCAACCAGAUAAUCAAUGAAUAUGAAGAUGAUGACAAUGACCUUUCUGAUGAAAGUGAUCACCCUACUCCGAAAGGAGAGUACAUGUUCCAUUGCAAGGAUGAGAACAUGAGGAAUGUCUUAGCCACAUACUUUUCUGGUGCAAUUCUACCCUUUAUCGAGUAUCACCAAAUAGAUAUAGGAGAGGACCCUGAAUUUGGCAAGUUUAAAGCCUUUGCAACCAACAAUUGCAAAAUAUUCUAUGAUUUCACUAGGUUCAUGUUGAGAAAUUACAUAUUUAACGAGACAUCCAGGACCUCUAUGAUUUUGAAGAAAGAAAGGAUCAGCAAGAAGGAAUUUAUCACAAUUCUUGAAGAAGCCAAAGAUUUCAUCUUUCAAUCCAAAAUGGUUGUGAAGAAGUUUCGAGAGUUUGUCAAUGGACAUAAGAAAAGAGCCCUGAAGAAGGUAGCUCCUGAAGACCUCGUUGAGGAGAAGCUUGAUUCUGGCUUGAAGCCACAGAACUUUCGACAGUUACUCAAGAGGAAGCCUCUGGAAGAAGAAAAGCAAGCUAGGCUUGAUCAAGUUCUUUCCAAAAACAAGGAUAGAGAGAAUAAAACUCCUGUGAGUAAUAAUCAGAAUUUGAUGACUACAUCCAUUUUAAAGGGUAUAAAGAAUAUUCGGGUCUCUGAGCAUCCAUUCCCUGAAGACAGUUACGAGUCCUUUAUAUCAGACAAUGAAGAGCACCUAGGGCAAAUUGAGAAAUACGAAGAAGAAAAGCGUAUGUAUGACGAAGGUGGCAAAUCAAUCGUCCUGCACAAUGAUACAUCAAAUGUCGAAGGGAAGUCCGAUCUUUCAUCUGAUGACCAAGUUGACAAAGAUUAUUUCAAGAACCGAUAUGGAGAUCGAUUGCUUAAGAUCUUUGACCUCUAUUUUGAGAGAAUGAUGGAAGAUGGAGAAUACAUUUGUAGGCCAAAAACUUGCAAACUCCCUUUCCUUAAGUCAACCUUAAAUGAUUCAUAUGACCUAGAGGAAGGGAAUGGUGAGAAAAAGCCAAGGUUUAGCCACUCUUACAGGUACGCUUCAAACAGAGGAAGUCAAGAUUGCUCACAGGAGUUUGCAGAUGCUGAUGGUUUCCUUAAAGAAUGAGUAGAGAAAGUAAAAAUAACUGACAUUGGAAAGUUCUUCAAAGACACAGAAUACCCUAUCGGCCUUAUCAAUGCCUAUCUGAGGCUGCUUGAUGUGUAUAGUGAACUCAAAAUUGAUAGACUCGAGUAUAUGAAAAGCGAUAAAUUCUUCAGAAUAAAGGUGUUCGAGACUGACCUUUUUGACGAGUUUAAUCAUGAGACUAAAACAGGAAAUAUUUCCAAUGCUAUUGAUGAGGAACUGCAAGAUCUCAAUGAACAUAAAAUCCUAAUCAUACCUAUCCAUAGGAAUGACCAAUUCUUCAUAUUCGUAGUGGAUAUUUCAGGUGACGAAGAGGUUGAUGUGCAGUUAAACUAUAUUGAGAGCGCAAUCGAGACCAAUGAUGACGAUGAAAUGAGUGAGAUCAGUGGAAUAAUAAUAAAUUUGAUCGAAAGAGCAUUUACUACAAUAGGGGUAGAAUUUGACAAAGAUAAGAUAGCAGGUAGUAUCAAUCCAUGCCCAUCCCUCAGCCACAUGAUUCAAGAAGUUGAAGUGAAGAUCACUGAGUGUCAGAGCAACAUUGCUCUUUCAGAAUAUGAGAUCAAACAUAAGAUCAUUGACCGAAUUCUUGCCAUUAAAGGAAUCGAAUAGAUUUUAUAAGUUCAAUUCAUGCCUAAAA
Moneuplotes crassus is the source of this 2233-nucleotide messenger RNA. The record is from the annotation of a GenBank genome assembly. NCBI's taxonomy places the organism in Eukaryota, Ciliophora, Spirotrichea, Euplotida, Euplotidae.